This is a messenger RNA of Danio rerio (zebrafish), 2471 nucleotides long. The record is from RefSeq and is a predicted model, not a curated record. NCBI's taxonomy places the organism in Eukaryota, Metazoa, Chordata, Actinopteri, Cypriniformes, Danionidae.
UCAGUCCCCCUAUUGUCAGAACUGAAGCCCUUCCCCCGACUCCAAACCACCGCUCAUUUUGCAGCCGAGUUCUCCAAAUACACACGAUGUGCUAACCUUGAGAUAAAACACAACGCUGCAGCACUCGUGUUUAAUGUGUUUAUGUACAGUACACCGGAUUAUCAUGAAUUAUAAACGCUGAGGUGACGUCAGGGUGAACUCGACUCUUACGGACUCCUUUUCCUUGACCAGUCGGACUUUCUCUGAGCUGACCUCAUGGCUAACCCCGAUACAGAUUUGCUCCUGGUCACCAUGCACUUGCUGACCAACCCCGGCGACUCUCUCCUACUCCAGCACACCCUUGACUGCCUCCUGAAGUGGGUUCGUCCGGGUCUCAGACUCUUCCACGUGUCUGAGCGGGCCUGUCCCAUCCAUGCCUAUGACAGAACCAACCUGUGCCCUGCAUCCGGCUACCCGUCACAUGCGGUGACCAUAUUCCUGCACGAGUCCUACGGAGAAGAGCGUAUUCUUAGGGUGCUGGAAUUUCUGCAGUGUCCACCCUGGCAGUAUCAUCACACUGAAAGCUGCGGUGCUAAAGAGAGCGGAGUUUAUAUUACAUCCAGCAGCACCCUACUGAAGCCCUACUUCAUGCCCAGCCGGGACUACUACAGCCUGGGCACUGGAAUGCCGGUGUGGGGGGUGCGGUCGGUGCACUACGGAGAGGAGUUAGUGCGCGUGACUUUGCACAGUAGCUUUGAUAACUAUGAGGACAUCGUGCGUUUAUAUGAGACGGUCCUGCAGAAGAGGGCGGAGGAGCAGAAACCGGGCUUUUGCUGGUUUACUCUGCUUGCAGAACAAGGGUUUAGCCUGCAGUUGGCCAUCAAGCAGCUCUCGCCGGGGGUCCGCGUGGAGCCUUGCCAAUCCGCCGUGCUGCAGUUUAGAGUGCGAGAGAUCGGACAGCUUGUCCCCUUGCUGCCUAACACCUGCUCGCCUAUCAGUGCUACCCGAUGGCACACUGAAGACCUGGACGGGAACAAGAUCCUCUUUCAGGUGAAACCUCCAGCUCAGCCCCAGGCCUCCCACACCUCGGCUUUCCCCCUGAGUGGCGCCAGUCUUCCCUCCAGAAUUCGGCUGCGGAGCUCCGGUGCCUCCAGACCCUCCACAUCUCCCUGCAGGACACCAUCUCAUAUGAAGGAGCAGAUGACGGGACGCUCUUGUGUGGAUCUGCUGGAGCCCCGUGUGCUGAGAUCGGGGACGUGUGGAGGAGAGAGUAUGGGUUCAGACGGGGCGGGCAGCACUCCUCCGGGAAGCUCCUGUUACUCGUCCCAGCGCAGUAGCCCUGCAGGCCUGUCCGCUAGCUGGUAUGAGCCAAUGAUGGCCUCUGAAUCCUCCAUACCCUGCCUCUUGCUGGAGGAGGAGGAGGAGGAUUCGGAGACUAAUGUGGACACGGGCUGUGCCGUACACACACAGUCCGCUCUGGUGACUCUGAGUAGAGACCUGAGACACGGCCUGGAGGAGGCAGAAAACUCAACAAGUAUUUUAACAGAAACACAGAACUCACAGAGCCGCCGUCUGCAUGCUCAAGUAGAUGAGUUCUUCAUUUGACUCUUUACAUUAAGGGGCCGUUCACAUAAUGUAACGAAGGCCAGCUAGUAAGUGCUGUGCAGGUAAACAUCACUCCUCUGACCUCUAAAGAUGCUCUAGCGACUGAUGCUAGAGGCCGUGGCCUUUAGCCUCCUUGUUAGAGCAACUGACUCCCAUGCGGAAGGUUGCUGGUUCGAUACCAGCUCGGAGCGGGGUUGGGUGGCGUAGGACUGGCGGGGUUACACAUGCGAAAGUGCAUUAUUCCCAAUGGAGGCAGGUGGCUUGCAUUCUCCAAUCUCAUCUAGCUGCAUUUCAGUACUGUUUUAUAUGCCCUUCACUCGCUAACUUCCCAUGGAUGUACGUCAUUGAUUAAGGUACACAAGCGUGCACUACUGGCGAAGCAUCUGAAUGGGGUUUAAUGGAAUGCACUAUACCAGCGGUCACCAAACUUGCUCCUGGAGGGCCGGUGUCCUGCAGAUUUUACCUCCAACCCUAAUCAAACACACCUGAACAAGCUAAUUAAGGUUUUAAAACGUAUACUAGAAACACCCAGGCAGGUGUGUUGAGGCAAGUUGGUGCUAAAACCUGCAGGGACACCGGCCCUCCAGGACCGAGAUUGGUGAUCCCUGCACUAGACCCCUGAGCACUUGGGAACUACACUGUUGUGACCGUGUCACAUUGCAUUCUGGGACAUAUAUGUUGGAGUGGACAUAUGAAGCCGACUCUCUCCCUGGGUCAAAAUUGUCUAGCGUAUGUAAACGUAAACUUCCCUUGUUCACUUCAUGAGGGGAAUCACACAUUAAUGACUCGUUUCCACUGACUGGUACAGUACAGUACGGUUUGGGUCGGGUCUCCUUUAUCAGGCUUGCAUUUCCACUACCAAGGGUACCCUUUGGUGGGCGUGGUGU